Molecule: messenger RNA, 1081 nt
Organism: Mollisia scopiformis
Lineage: Eukaryota; Fungi; Ascomycota; Leotiomycetes; Helotiales; Mollisiaceae
Exons: 3
Coding region: 291-887 (198 amino acids)
Source: RefSeq, a predicted model, not a curated record
CAAACAAGACCACCAUCUGCACAUCUCACAAUCCCAUGCUUGGCCAUGCUUGAAUGAACAUUUCCCCACACAACCAAAAACCUGUCAUUAUCAUAUCUUGUACCGACCAGGGUUUUUCUAGACCGCAACUUGCGCGUACGCUGUGAUCUGCGCGAAUUAGCUUUAUUAGGCAGCCAAUAUCACCAACCUCGACCCCUCACCAUAACCCUCAGGCCUGCCAUCUUCUUUUUCGCAGAUUUUCACGUUGAAGGAAUUCUAGGGAACAACGAAGGGGAGGAAAUACAGACACAAUGACGAGAGUAAUUGUAUAUUCCACGGCGCUGGUCGCAUUCAUGGCAGCGACUGCGAUGACAUUUGCCUCAAUUUUCGUCCCUGAUUGGAUCACUUGGUCCGUCGAAACUCAGGAUGGCGGGCAUUUUACGAAGACGGUCGGACUGCAUAGAAGUUGCUCGAGUACGAACAAUCAGUGUCAACAUUUCCCACAAUAUGAAGAUUGUCAUGGUACCGACAGGUACUUUUGUUCAAUGUGGCGAUCGGUGGGAUUUAUGAUGUCGUUCGCUGCAGUGUUGGAAUUGGCUACGUUGGUGGCAUAUGUGGUGGUUCUUGCUGGUGGGAAGCAGAAGAGGGAGAAUGGAUGGAAAGUCUUGACUUUCUUGUUGGUCCUUGUGGGAGCUUUGCAAUGUGCUAGUAUGGCUAUUGUGGCCUACUUGUUCGACAACGAUGACCGAUUCUUUGUCGGCUGGAAGCUAGACAAGUCUUGGAUUCUUUGCACAGUAUCCUGGAGCAUUGCAAUUAUAUCUGCUGCUCUGAUCUCACUUUCGGCAUUUGUGUUCCCAGCGGAAGAUGGCUAUGAACUUAUACCCAGUGAAAGAUACUACGGGAAUUAAAGAGGUGAGAUUUACAUGGAAGGCGUCAUGGUAGUUUUUACUUUUGCUAGACAUGAUUAAUGCUUGAUGUUUGGGACUCGUUGUUGCAUUGAUGAUAAGGCAUUGGGAAGGCUGUAUGACCAUUAUGAGUACUUAUUGUUUCACACAUACCAUAUACGCACAUAGAAACAGCGCAAUAUAAUGAUUUUGGAAAC